GUUUCCUACUCUAUAGCAACAGAACGUCAAACGUAGAUGGUUGCGUCCGCCCGGGACUCGUAUCAUGUGACCUCACGGCUGUUUGCUGAACAGAACCGACUUUAAGUCUGAAUCUGUGUGCAGCACCUCGGCCAGCGCUCUUUUUCAGCAGUGAUAUGAGGACCUGCGGUCAGUCAGGUCAUCCAGAUAAAGGCUGAAGCAGGAAAGCAGAGGGACGGAGGCCGAGAUAUACCAUUAAGAAGCUGUCGAUGCUGAGCCGUUUGUCUUUGCUGCAUUGGGAUUCGUGAGGCUGGGAGAAACAACACCCGUGCACCCGCGAGCGCCACCCGGCCCACCAUGAUGGCAUCCAGCGACGUGGAUGGCAGAGCAGACGGGUCUCUCCUCUCUGAUCAAAACCCAUCAGAACUGGACGCUUUGUGUCCGUCUCCUCCUGGACCAUCCAGACCGCAGAGAAACUAUGAGCGGAUUGGGGGAAGAACAGGAACCUCUUUCUGUCAGACUCUGAUCCACCUUCUGAAGGGGAACAUCGGUACUGGUCUGCUGGGGCUGCCUCUGGCCGUGAAAAACGCUGGACUGGUGCUUGGACCAAUCAGUCUCCUGGUUAUGGGAAUCAUCGCAGUCCACUGCAUGAAGCUCCUAGUGAAAUGUUCCCACCACCUCAGUGCAAAGAUGAACCAGCCAUCUAUGACCUACGGAGAGGUGAUGCAGUAUGGGAUGGAAAACAUAUCAUGGCUGAGGAGGCAUUCACGAUGGGGAAGUCGGACCGUGAACUUGUUCCUCAUCAUCACUCAGAUUGGCUUCUGCUGCGUCUACUUCGUUUUCCUCAGUGACAACGUCAAGCAGGUUGUGGAAGCAGCCAAUGCCACCACCUUCAGCUGCCAGGUGAACCACACCAACCAGACGGAUGUCCUGGUUCCCAGUUUCGACUCCCGGAUCUACAUGCUCUUCUUCCUGCCCUUCUUCAUCCUCCUGGUUUUCACCCCCAAUCUGAAGUUCUUGGCUCCCCUUUCUCUCAUUGCAAACCUGGUCAUGACCCUGAGUCUGGCUCUGAUCUAUAUCUACUCCCUCAUGAACAUCACGUUUCCUAUUGAUCUACCAAAGGUCGGCAGAGCCAAGGACUACCCUCUGUUUUUUGGGACGGCCAUUUUUGCCUUCGAAGGGAUCGGCGUGGUCCUCCCUCUGGAAAAUAAAAUGCAGCGGCCGCAGAAAUUCACCCAGGUUUUGUAUCUGGGUAUGGGCAUCGUCACGUUCCUCUACAUCAGCCUCGGCACCAUCGGGUACAUGUGCUUUGGAGAGCACAUUGGCGGCAGCAUAACUUUAAACCUGCCAAACUGUUGGACGUACCAGGCAGUAAAACUCCUGUAUUGUUCCGGCAUAUUCAUCACUUUCGCCCUGCAGUUCUACGUUCCUGCAGAAAUCCUCAUCCCGCAGGUUUUGGCCCGAGUGUCGGAGAGAUGGGAGAAGCCAGUCGAUCUUCUGCUUCGCACCCUUCUGGUCAUCAUCACAUGUGCUCUCGCCAUCCUGAUACCGGAGUUGGACCUCGUCAUCUCAUUGGUCGGUUCGGUCAGCAGCAGUUUCCUGGCUCUCAUCUUCCCACCCAUCCUGGAAAUCCUUGCCUUUCACACGGAGGGUCUGUCACCACUGGCGACCAUCAAGAACGUGAUCAUCAGCGUGGUGGGGCUGAUCGGCUUCCUCUUAGGAACUUAUGUCGCCAUCAUAGAACUUAUAGCACGAAAUAAUGUCAAACACGUAGAGACAUUCCACACCUACAUGGUGCAGUAGAACAGACUGUUGGGCCUUUCAGGUCAGCUUAAACUGUUCUAAUGAAAACUUUUAUUUUAUGUUUUUAUUUGCUGCUGUUGUAUUUUAAUGCAAUGUAAUUAUGUCACAAAUGUACGAGUGUCACGCUAAAUUAAUUACAGCCAUUAGUUAAGGCCAAAAGUCAUAAAUGCGUAACGUAGAAGAUAACUUCAUCAGAUUUUUAAGAGAUUAACAGUAUUAGAGGUAAUUUAUUGUAUUCAGAGCCUAGAAAUAUUCAUGUAAAUUCUCCAGUCAACACAUCAAACUACCUCAAUAGUUGUUUUUCGUUUUAACUCCCAGAUUCAGAGCUGAUUCUGACUUGCAGAUUGUUUUUCACCUUCACCCAGACAUCUUCAAGUUUGCAGCUUUGAGUGGUUUUUAAUCACCGUCUGACAUCUUGACAGGAAGAAAACCUUAUUAAAAGAAAAUGCACUUUGAUUUAUGCCUUAUUGAAUAAAACUGCACCACUUUGGCAGUUUUCCGUGACACAUUGAACAGUUUAAGAAAAAAAAAACGUUUUGAGAACAGAUUAAGGGUUAUAAACCAAACCUUGCAUUAUUUGAGCAAUAUUUGUGCUUUUUAUCUUCACUUAUCAAAUCCAUCAAUGUGUCUCUGGUCAGAUGUUUUAAAGAUAAAUCUGUUAUGCACUUACACAGGAAAUACAUGAUUGUGAUUAGGAGAAUAUUUGGAGAAUAUUUUGCACUUUGCAUAUAUCGGUGCAAAAUAUACAUAAAAUGAAGUGACUUGAUGCUUGCUAAGCAAAAAAAUUUGAUAUUUCCUCCAAAGCAAUAUUACUAUGUUUAAAUAUUGGUGAAAGUAAAGAAAAUUUCUUACCGCCACUAUAGUUUAAACUUUAUUUGGGUCAAAGAUUGCAUGGGUGUUUUGAUUUCUUCUACGGUUAUUUUUUUUUCUAUUUGGGGAUUUUUACCAUUGGAUGUUAAGCAAAAUCAUCACAUCUUAAGCUUAGUCUUGGUUUAAACUCUGAACUAUUCAGAAGGUUUUUGGUUCAAGCCACUUUCAUAGCUGUACUAUGGUUUCCAGAUGUGCACUUUAUGCAUCUCACAGAGGUUUGGAGUUAUCAUUCUUUCACCCACUGUGGCUCCUGUUAUUUAUUUGGGUUCACACUGUGUGAUUACUAGCCAAAGUCUAAAAAUAAGAAAAUCUCUAGUUAUCAUUAAAUGUAAAUCAUAAAGCAAGCAGUGAUACUUUCUGGAUAAUCCUGCAGCGUGACUCCUGCGGCGGCAGAUUUCUGAUUCUUGUCACCCUGAUAUAAACUUGUGCCGCCUCCUUUUUCGUCUCCUCGUAUUCUUAUUUUCUCCAUCUGACUCCAUUAAUAUGCACAUUAAUAACUGAAUCUUCCUUUUUGUUUAUUGAUCCGUCACCUGCAAUCAUGUUGCAGUAACUAUGUUGCCUCCAUCCCCCUUCAAAGUUUCUCCAGAAAUGUUCUAGUUUUUUACUUUUAUGGUGAAAAUAAGACUUUUCGGUCUAUUUUUGUGGAAACAUCAGUUGUGCUGAUUUUCUGCAGUUAAAAUCUAAUGCGAGCCUGAAUCUUGUACAGGUUGUGCUGUGCACCGUUUGCUCCAGUCACAUCAGCUUCACUAACUCUCUUUAACUUUGAAAUAUUACAGAAGAUUCAUGAGGGGAAGAAAAAAAAACUUGUGACAAAAAUGUAUGAGAAGGCAGUAAAAUAAUUUUAAUUCAAAUCUCGUUGAAAAUUAACUAAUGUUCAAAUUUUUCCUGACCAGAGAUGACGAACAUUUACAAUCUACAGGUACAAGUUGUAAAAGUUUUUUUGUAUUUUUUUUUUCUAAAAUCUUGACAAACAAGGAUUUGAUCAGAAGACAGAUGAAAAAGCUCAAUGAUCUAAAACUGUAGAAUAAAUGUAGAUAUUAAUCCAAACUGUUUCAGUCUUGGGAGACACAAUACUAAAUUAUGUAGGAGCUCUUCUGUGUCUUGAAAAGUUUUUUGUUCUUUAUUUUUUUAUUAUUUUGUUUGAUGUUUUUACUAAGUCUUAUUUUUAAAAUUUUUUAUUACUUGUUCCUAACUUUUACAGGUUGGUUUAAUUUCUGACAUACUGUAUAUCAAAUAAUAAACAAUUUAUCUGCAAUGUCUAGCAGACAAAAUGCAACAUGUACUGUAAGUUCACCGAACAGCUUCUGUACUGUUGUGCAUCUUCAGUGUUUCUGUGCCAGUAUCACCCAGUUAAAUUUUUCAGCUUUUAUUAGAAAAUGUUUGGAAAUCAAUAAAAAAAAAUCAUAUCCACAUGC
Messenger RNA from Poeciliopsis prolifica (blackstripe livebearer), 4067 nucleotides. RefSeq names its product proton-coupled amino acid transporter 1-like. The coding region runs from base 337 to 1782 and encodes 481 amino acids. Gene Ontology annotation, biological process: proton transmembrane transport; proline transmembrane transport; glycine transport. Gene Ontology annotation, molecular function: L-alanine transmembrane transporter activity; L-proline transmembrane transporter activity; amino acid:proton symporter activity. Gene Ontology annotation, cellular component: vacuolar membrane. NCBI's taxonomy places the organism in Eukaryota, Metazoa, Chordata, Actinopteri, Cyprinodontiformes, Poeciliidae. The transcript is spliced from 12 exons. The record is from RefSeq and is a predicted model, not a curated record.